Zygosaccharomyces rouxii is the source of this 450-nucleotide messenger RNA. It is a transcript of the gene MRPL19, whose product is annotated as mitochondrial 54S ribosomal protein uL11m. Gene Ontology annotation, biological process: translation. The transcript has a single exon. Gene Ontology annotation, cellular component: ribosome; mitochondrial large ribosomal subunit. Lineage: Eukaryota; Fungi; Ascomycota; Saccharomycetes; Saccharomycetales; Saccharomycetaceae. The coding region runs from base 1 to 450 and encodes 149 amino acids. The record is from RefSeq and is a predicted model, not a curated record. Gene Ontology annotation, molecular function: structural constituent of ribosome; large ribosomal subunit rRNA binding.
AUGUCACAAGCUGCGAAAAAUCUUAUGGUAAAACUUAUAGUUGGAGCUGGUCAAGCAGCUCCAUCACCACCAGUGGGUCCAGCACUUGGUUCCAAAGGUAUCAAAGCUAUGGAUUUCUGUAAAGAGUUCAAUGCACGUACGUCCAUGUACCAGCCAGGUGUGCCAGUUCCCGUUUUAAUCACCAUUAAACCUGAUAGAUCAUUUGCAUUUGAAAUGAAAUCACCACCUACAGUUUAUCUUCUGCUGAAGGCAUUAGGCGUUGAAAAGGGACAUGGUCAACCUAACAUAACUGUACCAGAUAGAACUGUUGGGGAAUUGUCAUUAAAGCAUAUCUAUGAAAUUGCAAAGAUAAAAAAGACUGAUGGUAAGCAUGCUAUGUUGGAAAUGGAAUCGAUUGUUAAAUCUGUCGUUGGUGUUGCCAAAAGUAUGGGUAUCAAAGUUGUGCCAUGA